AUGGACUUGAGCGAGGACGCUAUCAAGGCGGAGGUGAGCAAUUUCGUGUCCAGCCUGCAGCGGCUGCUGCCCAAGAAGAAAGACAUUAUCGUCCUCGAGCCCGCGAAGACGAACCAGACGCGACUGAGCGAGGUGCACGCCGAGGCCAAGAGCGUCUUCCCCAAGUGCUUCGUCGGCGCCCGGUUGGUCGUGCUGCGGCAGGUACUCGAUAAAGUGAAGCUGCUGCAGGAGUACAACUACGGCAAGACGCGGGAGACGUACCAGAGCUACAAGCGAUACCUCAACAAGGAGUCGGAGCCCAAGUUCGUCGGGGACGGGCUGGUGGUGGAUGCGAGUGGAUCCGCCACCGCCACAUACACGGAGCGCAUGGACGGGGCAUGUACGCUCCGCCUCACCUCCAGGAUCCGCGACUUGGUGGCAUCCGAGACCGAGGUGGAGCUGGAACGUGAGGGCGAGCGCUCGGUCGCCUCCUUCACUUUCAAGAUGAACGACAUGGAACCGAACACACUGCGCACGGUGACGCAGUGGAUGUACCAACUGCGGCCCGAGCUCAGCGUGGGCACAGAGCUCAGCUUUAAGCCGCUCGCGUGCCCCGCACUGCCGGAGCUGUCACUGAGUGCGCGCUAUCGCGGACCCUCCUACUGUGUGUCCUCAACGGUCACCAAACUGGGGUUCCAGGUGUGCCUGUUCAAGAGACUGGCGGCAGACCUGCGGCUCGCGGGCGUGGUGAGUGAGGGCCGAGCGGGCGCGCCGCUCACGGCCGCGCUGGCGCUGCACAAGGCGUACGAGGGGUGCGAGCUGAAGAUCUUCGUGGACAGCCAGCGCUGCGGCGGGUUCACGGUGCAGAAGGAGGUGUAUGUGCGUGACGCGCAGGAGGAGGAGCGCGUGCUUCGGCUGGUGGGCAGCGCGCUGCUCGACGGCCAGCGCCGGCUGCGGCUCGGCUUCGGAUUCAACUUGAACUUUUAA
This is a messenger RNA of Papilio xuthus (Asian swallowtail), 966 nucleotides long. Its product is annotated as mitochondrial import receptor subunit TOM40 homolog. Lineage: Eukaryota; Metazoa; Arthropoda; Insecta; Lepidoptera; Papilionidae. The transcript has a single exon. The coding region runs from base 1 to 966 and encodes 321 amino acids. Gene Ontology annotation, cellular component: mitochondrial outer membrane. Gene Ontology annotation, biological process: protein import into mitochondrial matrix. The record is from RefSeq and is a predicted model, not a curated record. Gene Ontology annotation, molecular function: transmembrane protein transporter activity.